Messenger RNA from Sesamum indicum (sesame), 1185 nucleotides. RefSeq names its product vesicle-associated membrane protein 714 (gene VAMP714). Gene Ontology annotation, biological process: vesicle-mediated transport. The record is from RefSeq and is a predicted model, not a curated record. Gene Ontology annotation, cellular component: membrane. Lineage: Eukaryota; Viridiplantae; Streptophyta; Magnoliopsida; Lamiales; Pedaliaceae.
UACAGUUCCCUGUCAGAUUUACUCUUUACAAUUGGCUGUCACUGUUUCAGAAUUCUCCAUACCGAAACCUUCGACCAAUUUGACUGGCCGGUCAAGCUUUCCGUUCCUCCCAAUUCGAAUCCUCUGCUCUCUCCCAAACCCCACCCAAUAAUCGCAUGCUUGUUGAUUGAUCAUAUGGUAACUAUUGAUUUAUGAAAGUUUAAUUGCUCACUCAAAUAUUGCGGAUGGCGAUUCUGUAUGGUGUGGUGGCGCGUGGGACGACGGUGCUUGCGGAGUUCAGCGCCGUCACGGGGAACACUGGCGCGGUGGUGCGCCGGAUACUGGAGAAGCUAUCCGAUACUGAGUCUGCCGAGUCGAGGUUGUGCUUCUCCCAAGAUCGCUACAUCUUCCAUAUCCUCCGGUCUGAUGGCCUUAUAUUCCUCUGUAUGGCCAACGACACCUUUGGAAGGAGAAUCCCAUUUUCAUAUCUUGAGGAUGUUCAGAUGAGAUUUAUGAAGAACUAUGGGAGAGUGGCUCCUUAUGCACCUGCUUAUGCUAUGAAUGAUGAAUUCUCAAGAGUGUUGCACCAGCAAAUGGAGUUUUUCUCCAGUAAUACUAGUGCUGAUACGCUCAACCGUGUCAGAGGGGAAGUUAGCGAGGUGCGUACUAUAAUGGUGGAUAACAUUGACAAGAUACUAGAGAGAGGUGACAGGAUUGAGCUUCUUGUUGACAAAACAGCGACCAUGCAGGAUAGUGCAUUUCACUUCAGGAAACAAUCUAAGCGUCUUCGACGAGCUCUAUGGAUGAAAAAUGCUAAACUCCUGGCCAUGCUGACAUGUUUGAUUGUUGUACUCCUGUAUUUCAUCAUUGCUGCUGCAUGUGGAGGCAUCACUCUACCAUCUUGUAGAUCAAAAUAAUAUCUUGAGAUAUGCCUUGGGCCAUCCCACUUGACAUAUCCAAGUUGUUUCAGCGAAAGCCUAAAGAAUGCCCAAAUGGUUGCUUCCUUUGAGAUGUUCACGGAACUAUGCCGUUGCCAGAUAAUUUACUCAAUUAUGUUGUUGUGGGCUGUAAAGUAUUUUGAUUGAAAAGCAUGAUUACAUUUAGUAUAUUGUCGUCAAUAUCUUAUUUUGUUAUGUAUAUCAUACACUGCUGGAAAGAUUUCUUUUACCGACUAUUGUCUUCGAAUCUCAGAAUCCUUUUUUAUUA